AUGGGGGGCCAGGCUCAGGGCCCGGGAGCCGUGGAGGGGGACGGUUUAUUUCUUCUCCCCAAGUCUCCGUACCAGAGGCUGAGCCAGAGGAUGCAGGACAUUUCGGGGGACCGUGGGGUGCUGAAGGAUGUCCUCCGCGAGGGCGUGGGAGACCUGGUGACCCCUGAUGCCUCCGUGUUGGUGAAAUACUCGGGCUACCUGGAGCACAUGGACAAGCCCUUCGAUUCUAACUGCUAUAGGAAGACGCCUCGGCUUAUGAAGCUGGGAGAGGAUAUCACGCUUUGGGGCAUGGAGCUGGGCCUCCUGAGCAUGCGGAAAGGAGAGCUGGCCAGGUUUCUGUUUAAACCAAGCUACGCCUAUGGCACACUGGGCUGCCCUCCCAUGAUUCCUCCGAACUCCACAGUCCUCUUCGAGAUCGAGCUGCUUGACUUCCUGGACUCUGCCGAGUCAGACAAAUUUUGCGCACUCUCAGCUGAGCAGCAAGACCAGUUUCCACUUCAGAAGGUCCUGAAAGUGGCCGCUACCGAAAGAGAAUUUGGCAACUACCUUUUCCGUCAAAAUCGUUUUUAUGACGCCAAAGUGAGGUAUAAACGGGCCCUGAUGCUCCUCUGCCGGCGAGCAGCGCCUCUGGAGGAGCAGCACCUGGUGGAGGCCGCCAGGCUGCUCGUGCUGCUUAACCUGUCCUUCACCUACCUGAAGCUGGAGCGGCCCGUCAUCGCCCUGCGCUAUGGAGAAAAGGCUCUGACCAUCGACCAGAAGAAUGCCAAGGCCCUCUUCAGGUGCGGACAGGCUUGUCUGCUCAUGACCGAGUAUCAGAAGGCCCGGGAUUUUCUAGUCCGUGCCCAGAAGGAACAGCCUUUCAAUCAUGACAUCAAUAAUGAGCUGAAGAAGCUGGCCAGGUAUUACCGAGACUACAUGGAUAAAGAGAAGGAGAUGUGCCACCGCAUGUUUGCUCCUGGUGACGAUGAUUUGACAGUGGAAGAAAACAGAAGGGACACAGCCUGCUCCCCGGAGGAGUGGGAAGCCAGCCUGCAGGCGGCUGAGCCUCUAGAAGAGAGCCCCUGCUGCAUGGUGUGUGGUAUCUCAGGGGACUCUCAGGUGGCUCUGUCCCGCCAUCUCCACCUGGACCCUCAGUGCUGGGCCCAGCCACACCUGCAGGAAGCUCUCCCCCACCCCCAGCAGGCUGCCUCUUCGCCUGGGCUGCUCACCCCACCUAACUUGACACUAGAAGUCACAGUGGGCACCAAGGUGGGCCCUGACCCCAGCCCGGCCUCCAUGGUCAAUAGCGUGGUGUCCACAGCCCACAAAGGGCCCUACACAGUCUGCGUGGCACAGAUGUGGAACUUGGGAAUAAACAGGCCAUAA
Elephantulus edwardii (Cape elephant shrew) is the source of this 1365-nucleotide messenger RNA. RefSeq names its product FK506 binding protein 6, 36kDa (gene FKBP6). The coding region runs from base 1 to 1365 and encodes 454 amino acids. Lineage: Eukaryota; Metazoa; Chordata; Mammalia; Macroscelidea; Macroscelididae. The record is from RefSeq and is a predicted model, not a curated record. Gene Ontology annotation, molecular function: peptidyl-prolyl cis-trans isomerase activity; protein binding. The transcript has 11 exons.